Humulus lupulus (European hop) is the source of this 2006-nucleotide messenger RNA. RefSeq names its product protein NRT1/ PTR FAMILY 7.3-like. The coding region runs from base 149 to 1933 and encodes 594 amino acids. The record is from RefSeq and is a predicted model, not a curated record. NCBI's taxonomy places the organism in Eukaryota, Viridiplantae, Streptophyta, Magnoliopsida, Rosales, Cannabaceae. Gene Ontology annotation, cellular component: membrane. The transcript has 5 exons. Gene Ontology annotation, biological process: transmembrane transport. Gene Ontology annotation, molecular function: transmembrane transporter activity.
UUAGGUUAUUAUCUUCUUCUUCUUUCUCGUACAAUCUCGAAAGAAACUAAUCCAGUUCGGAGCUAAGCUACGGCAGUUUUUAUCAUCUCAUUCAUCAGCAGCCACGUGUACACUCCAAAUCUUAAUUUGUCGACAUUUUUAAGCAAAAAUGGAGGAGGAGGAAGGUAGUAGUGAUAAGAAUACAAUCACAAAAGAUGGUUCAGUUGAUCACCAUGGAAAACCAGCUCUAAAAGAGACCAGUGGUGGAUGGAGAUGUGGAAUUUUGCUUCUAGUGAAUCAAGGAUUGGUGAUCUUGGGAUUUGCUGGUAUUGAAGUGAAUUUGGUUCUGUUCUCAAAAUCAGUUCUGAGGUACUCUCAUGCUGAGGCUGCACAUACAUUCAGCACAUGGAUGGGAACAGUCUAUUUGUUCUCAUUAAUGGGUGCAUUUCUUAGUGAUUCCUACUUGGGAAGAUACCUAACUUGUGUCGUCUUCCAAGUCAUUUACAUUAUCGGCCUAAUAGCACUAUCCUUAUCAACACACUUAUUUUUACUCACUCCCCAAGGUUGUGGAAAGAUUGGGGAGCAAUGUGAGGCUCACAAACCAUUCCAAAUAGCAUUGUUCUACACAUCAAUAAACCUUAUUGCCUUAGGAAAUGGGGCACCUGAGGCUGCACUUGCAGCAUUUGGUGCUGACCAAUUUGAUGAGGAAGAUCCAAAGGAAAGGCACUCCAAAGCUUCAUUCUACACCUACUUUUACUUGGCUCUAAACCUAGGCGCCUUGGCGGCCGAGACGAUUUUGGUUUAUGUAGAGGACAUGGGGCAUUGGGUGGUGGCUUUCUGGACUUGUACUCUAUCUGCCAUUGUUGCUUAUGCAUUUCUCUUAAGUGGGAAUUUGAGAUAUAGACAUUUUAAGCCUUGUGGCAAUCCCAUCUCUAGAUUCUCUCAAGUUAUAGUGGCUUCUUUGAGAAAAUUUAAUCAAAAGCUACCAUUGAAUGGUGAAGAGCUUUAUGAAGUUCAUUUGAAAGAGAGUGAGAGAAAUGGAAUGAGGAAGAUUCUUCAUAGUAAUGGCUUCAAGUUUCUUGACCGAGCUGCAAUCAUAGUAACAGAAGACAUGAAACUGAUCUCAACAACAACAGAAGGCCAAAGUACUCAAAAUCCAUGGCAUGUUUGUACUGUCACUCAAGUUGAAGAAGUGAAAUGUGUGCUAAGAUUAUUACCAAUAUGGCUCUGCACAAUCUUCUCCUCUGUAGUGUUUGUUCAAAUGCUUUCGCUAUUCAUCGAACAAGGCGCGGUUAUGAACCGAAGAGUCUUCAACUUCGACAUCCCUCCAGCAAGCAUGACCGUAUUUGACUUCAUCUUCACAUCGCUCUUCAUCAUGUUAUACGACAGACUCAUAUUUCCUCUACAUGUCAAACUAACAAAACGAGCGCCAAAGCAUCUGAGCGCCCUACAGAGGAUAGGAAUAGGGCUCGCCAUCGCAUCAUUAGCCAUGCUGGUAGCUGGAGUCAUCGAGCAACGAAGGCGGAAAUUCGCCAUUGAUUCCCUCAAACAAGAGACUAGUUCUUUGAGCAUUAUGUGGCAAAUUCCACAAUAUGUGCUUGUUGGAGCUUCGGACGCAUUUGUCUAUGUGGCUCGGAUGGAGUUUUUUGCUUCGCAGACUCCUGACGGGCUGAAGAGCUUGGGAAUAGGUCUGUCCUUGUCUGCUUCGGCUAUGGGGAGCUAUGUUGCUAGUGCUAUUUUGACCGUCGUGAUGAAGAUUACAUCAAGUGAUGGGAAGCCUGGUUGGGUUCCUCCUAACCUAAAUGAUGGUCAUUUGGAUUGGUUUUACUUUUUAUCAGCUGCUUUGGCUGCACUCAAUUUUGGAUUGUAUGUUGUUUGUGCUAAGCAUUAUAAGCCUAUAUCUUUUGAGAAAAGAGAUGGAGCAACUGAAAUGGAGGUUUUAGAUUCAACUUAGAAUCUUGUGAAAAUCAAAGAAAUCAAUCUCUUUUCCAUCAAAAUUAAUCUCUACAAUAAAUAACAAUGUACCU